This is a messenger RNA of Lethenteron reissneri (Far Eastern brook lamprey), 2727 nucleotides long. RefSeq names its product mucin-22-like. Gene Ontology annotation, biological process: central nervous system development; neuron differentiation; regulation of transcription by RNA polymerase II. The record is from RefSeq and is a predicted model, not a curated record. NCBI's taxonomy places the organism in Eukaryota, Metazoa, Chordata, Hyperoartia, Petromyzontiformes, Petromyzontidae. Gene Ontology annotation, cellular component: nucleus. Gene Ontology annotation, molecular function: DNA-binding transcription factor activity, RNA polymerase II-specific; RNA polymerase II cis-regulatory region sequence-specific DNA binding.
CUCAAACCCCUCACCCAGCCCCUCCCCUCCCAUAUGUGGAUGCACACGGACACAACAAUCUCCUGCGGGCUGGUAUGAGCAGGAGGUUGCUAGCAGGCAGAGAAUGCCGUGAAUGUUGAAGCGAUGGAUCUCCCAGAGGACGUGGAGACUCAUCGUCAUCAUAAUCACGGUGGUGGCGGCGCUCACAGCCAGCUCCACGUAGACCAGCGGAGCGUUGCCCUGCAAGGGCUUGGUGUGGUGGGGGGGGAGGAGGUGGAGGAGGUGGAGGAGGGACAGCAGCUGGAACGUGUCCCGUGGUGGCAUGAGUUGGACAAGGUGCUGGAGUGUGUCCCGUGUGAGGAGUUAGACACCAUGGAGUGUGUCCCGUGUGAUCAGUUAGACACGCUGGGGGAGUGUGUCCCGUGUGAUGAGUUAGACACGCUGGGGGAGUUUGUCCCGUGUGAUCAGCUAGACGAGUUGGGGCACGGAGGCUACUGGGAGCUCUCUCCCGUGGAGUCGAUUGGAGUCGAGGCUUUGCCGGGUUCCCGCGGAGGGGACCUCUGGGACGUCGCCUCCUCCACCACCGUGACCUCCUCCAGCGUGACCUCCUCCAGCGUGACCUCCUGCAGCAUGACCUCUUCCAGCGUGACCUCCUCCAGCGUGACCUCCAGCGUGACCUCCAGCGUGACCUCCAGCAUGACCUCCAGCAUGACCUCCUCCACCGUGACCUCCACCACCGUGACCUCCUCCAGCGUGACCUCCUCCAGCGUGACCUCCAGCAGCGUGACCUCCUCCAGCGUGACCUCCAGCGUGACCUCCAGCGUGACCUCCUCCAGCGUGACCUCCAGCGUGACCUCCAGCGUGACCUCCUCCAGCAUGACCUCCUCCAGCGCCACCUCAACUUCCACGGAGUCCAUCGCCGACGCGACCCACGGAGCAGGAGGAGGAGGAGGCUCCACCUCCUGGACAGAGGUGGAUCUCCUCAUCUUCUCGCUGCUGGGUGACGCCGGCGCUCCGGGCGACGUGGGCGGGGAGGGGUGGGACGCUGGGCGGGGCGCCCUCCCCCCCCACGUAUCGGAGGAUGAGGUCGGGGUCGGGGUCGGGGUGUGCGGCGCUCCGCCGGUCCGCCCCGGCGCUCCGAGCUCGGAGACUCUCGGCGGCGGCGGCGUCCGUCGGAUCGAGCGGAACCCACGCGGCGCGUUCCUUCCCGUCGUCCCGGCGGGGAGCGGCCGCUCGCGAUGGGACGGCACGGAGGCUCCCACCGCCUCCUCCUCCCGGCGCCGGCGGCUCUGGGAGGAGUCUGAGCCGCCCAAGGGGAUGAACCGGCGAGCCAGGAGCGUCUUCACUCGGUCUCAGCGCGCCCGCCUGGAGGAGGCCUUCCUGGGCGAGCCUUACCUGGACCCACGUGGACGCCUGCUGCUCGCGUUCGCCAUCAACAUUCCGCCGCAGAAGGUCAAGAUUUGGUUCCAAAACCGACGAGCCAAGUUGCAACGGCUGAGGCAGGAAGCGGCGUGGACGAUGUACGGCGUCGCCACGGAUACCGUCGCCACGGACACCGUCGUCACGGACGUCGUCGCCACGGACGUCGUUGCCACGGACUUCGUCGCCAUGGACACCGUCGCCACGGACACCGUCGCCACGGACGUCGUCGCCAUGGACACCGUCGCCACGGACACCGUCGCCACGGACGUCGUCGCCAUGGACACCGUCGCCACGGACGUCGUCGCCACGGACACCGUCGCCACGGACGUCGUCGCCACGGACGUCGUCGUCACGGACACCGUCGCCACGGACGUCGUCGCCACGGAUACCGUCGCCACGGACACCAUCACCACGGACGCCGUCACCACGUCUACCACCACCACCGUCACCACCACCACGGCCACCACCACCACGGCCACCACCACCACCGUCACCAGCACCACGGCCGCAAUGAGACGACAGCAGCAGCUGCAGCAGCAGCAGCAGCAGCUGUGGCAGCAGCAGCAGCUGUGGCAGCAGCAGCAGCAGGAGCUGCAGCAGCUGCAGCAGCAGCAGCUGCAGCAGCAGCAGGAGCUGCAGCAGCAGCGGCAGCAGCAGGAGCUGGUGGUGGUGGUGGAACGCGAGAUCCCCGCGCGCUCCGCCAACCCCUACGUGGGAAGCAGCACCGGCAAGGUCGACUCGGCCUCAAACGAGUGGUUCCCCACCGCCGGUUGGCGGGAACCCGCCGGUCACGACGCUCUCAAGCGCAGACGCUCGCACCGUCCGUGUGGUGGUGGUGGUGGUGGUGACGGUGGUGACGGUGGUGGUGACGGUGGUGACCACAACCGCGGCAGCUUCGGCUGCUGUUUCUACGAGGAGCCCGUCCUGAAACAGGCCCUGGUCUGUAACGACGUUGCCGCACGCGACCGCUCCUUCAACAUCGCCGCUGAAGUGAACCACUCGGUGCAGCACGGUGGCCACUACCACCACGGUGGUGGUGGUGGUUGUGGUGGUUGUGGUGGUGGUAGUUGGUAUGAUGGUUGUGGUGGUAGUUGGUAUGAUGGAGGUGGUGGUAGUUGGUAUGAUGGUGGUGGUGGUUGUGGUAGUGGUGGUGGUAGUUGGUAUGAUGGUGGUGGUGGUUGAGAUUGACUUUCCACAGUGAUUAAUAAUAAAACCUGUUACGAGUUCUACCUGCCUCGUGGUUUACAAUUGCAUUUACGUACGAAUAAGGCGCGCAGGUCCGGACAGUAACUACAACGUUUAUUCUCAUAUUUAUUUAUUAUUAAA